UGCUAAAGAGCAAGUUGCCAAGGCGAGACAGGAACUUCUUUCCUCUCUGUGUCAGGAUCCCAGAAAUUAUGCCCCUUCUCUCAUCAUGAACUGGCUCUCGAGUUCCUCGGGAGUUGUGCUAACUGCUUACCACCCCAGCGGCAAGGACCAGGUCGUCGGGGAGAGCCAUGGGAAGGGAGGCGACGAAGCCACCUCCAGUCGCAGAUAUGGCCAGUACACCAUGAACCAAGAAAGCUCCACCAAAGUUAAAGAGAGGCUUCCAUUUGAUCGAUCGGGUUCCCAGGACUCUUUGGAUGAAGUGUUGUCAAUGGAGGACUAUUGGACAGAACUAGAAAAUAUCAAGAAGUCUCAUGAAAAUCGCCAAGAAGGUCAAGAGGCCGUUGUUGUCAAAGAACCUGAUGAGGGAGAACUGGAGGAGGAAUGGCUCAAGGAGGCUGGGUUGUCCAAUCUCUUUGGAGAGUCGGCUGAUGACCCCCAGGAUAGCAUCGCGUUUUUAUCCACGCUGACCCGGACUCAGGCGGCAGCUGUUCAGAAACGGGUAGAAACGGUCUCCCAGACCUUGAGGAAGAAAAACAAACAGCACCACAUUCCUGACGUCAGAGACAUAUUUGCUCAACAGAGAGAAGCACAAGAAAAAUCUCCAGAUGGCUCAGAAUCGCAGUCAAUUGGAACAAAUGAAAACAGAAGCCAAGGAAAAGAGGACCAGGCACCUAGUGGGGCUGUUGAGAACAAGGAGCUGAUCCCACGGGUACCUGAGGAUACACCUGCCUCUGUAACAGACAUCAAUUUGGAGGUGUCAUUUGCGGAGCAAGCUGUCAAUCAGAAAGAACUCAGCAAGGAGAGGAUGCCGAAGAUCGGAGGCAAUGAUGCCUCAUUGCCUAGUUUCAGACUGCCAAAAGAUAAAACUGGUACUACAAAGAUUGGGGAUUUGGCCCCCCAAGACAUGAAGAAAGUUUGCCAUCUAGCCCUGAUUGAACUCACUGCCCUCUAUGAUGUACUGGGUGUGGAACUCAAACAACAGAAAGCUGUGAAAAUCAAAACAAAAGACUCUGGUCUUUUUGGUGUUCCAUUAACCAUGUUAUUAGAACAAGAUCAAAGGAAAGUGCCAGGAACUCGAAUACCCUUGAUCUUUCAAAAUCUGAUUUCUCGAAUUGAAGAAGGCGGGCUGGAAACUGAGGGCCUCCUACGCAUACCGGGAGCUGCCAUGAGAAUCAAGAAUCUUUGCCAAGAACUAGAAACGAAGUUUUAUGAAGGGACUUUCAACUGGGAGAGUGUCAAGCAGCACGACGCAGCCAGCCUGCUGAAGCUCUUUCUCAGAGAGCUGCCCCAGCCGCUGCUGAGUGUGGAGUACCUCAAAGCCUUCCAGGCUGUCCAGAAUCUUCCAACCAAAAAGGAACAAUUGCAGGCUUUGAACCUCCUUGUCAUCCUUCUGCCUGAUGCAAACAGAGACACACUGAAGGCCUUGCUUGAGUUUCUCCAAAGAGUCAUUGACAAUAAAGAGAAGAACAAAAUGACGGUUGUAAAUGUAGCAAUGGUCAUGGCCCCGAAUCUCUUCAUGUGCCAUACGCUGGGUUUGAAGUCCAACGAACAGCGAGAAUUUGAAAUGGCAGCUGGGACGGCAAAUGUCAUGCACUUAUUGAUUAAGUACCAGAAACUUCUAUGGACAAUUCCAAAGUUUAUUGUAAACCAAGUGAGGAAGCAAAAUACUGAAAAUCAGAAAAAGGAAAGGAGAGCCAUGAAGAAAUUGCUGAAGAAAAUGGCUUAUGACCGAGAAAAACAUGAAAAGCAAGAGAAAGCUGCAAAUGAUGCUGACGUUCCUCAGGGAGUGAUUCGAGUGCAAGCUCCCCAUCUUUCAAAAGUUUCCAUGGCAAUACAGCUAACUGAAGAACUAAAAGCUAGCGACGUGCUUGCCAGGUUUCUCAGCCAAGAAAGUGGAGUUGCUCAGACACUUAAGAAGGGGGAAGUUUUUCUGUAUGAAAUCGGAGGAAAUAUUGGAGAACGCUGCCUGGAUGACGAUACAUACAUGAAGGACUUGUACCAACUGAACCCGAAUGCUGAGUGGGUCAUCAAAUCCAAGCAACGGUAGAAGACUAACCAAAGGGCUAAUGUCAUCAUUCUUGCAGGGUCAAGAGUGUUAAUAAAAGUAGCAAGAUUCUUAAUUAUUCAGCUCUACCCAAUUAUAUUACAAAGUGACAUCCCCAGGUCUUAAAAUUAUAGAUCUCUGUGACUUCCACAAUUGUUAAUUAUUAUUAUUAUUAAGAAAACAAAUAUUUUUGGAAUAAGAGAAAAGCAGCUUAAUUAGCUUGUGAACUGUUGAUACAUACCUUAAAAUGUGUUCAGAGGGGAAAGCUGUUUUUUUUGUUUGUUUUGUUUUAUAUGAAGUAAACUCUCUACACCCCGCCCCCCUUUUGGUACUGGGGAUUUAUCCAUAACUUUGCUCAUGAUGGUCAAGUGCUUUAUGACAUCUAGUGAUAUCCCCAGCAGAUUAAAUAAUCUUUACUAAUAGA
Molecule: messenger RNA, 2507 nt
Organism: Arvicola amphibius (Eurasian water vole)
Lineage: Eukaryota; Metazoa; Chordata; Mammalia; Rodentia; Cricetidae
Gene: Arhgap18
Product: Rho GTPase activating protein 18
Exons: 15
Coding region: 86-2086 (666 amino acids)
Biological process (GO): regulation of small GTPase mediated signal transduction; signal transduction; regulation of actin filament polymerization
Cellular component (GO): cytoplasm
Molecular function (GO): GTPase activator activity
Source: RefSeq, a predicted model, not a curated record